UGUCUGUCGCAGCACAUCGGGCUGCCCAUGUUCUCCCGGGACAAGAAGCCCCAACGGAUUCACAUGAUGAGCCUGGGGGUGCUUAACCUGCCCCGGCUGCCCGUGCUGGACUGGGCGUUCGGCCACUCCCUCAUCAGCUGCCACGUGGAGCACCACCUCUUCCCCAGGCUCUCCGACAACAUGUGCCUGAAGGUGAAGCCCGUGGUGUCCCAGUUCCUCCGUGAGAAGCAGCUGCCGUACAACGAGGACUCCUACCUGGCUCGCUUCCGGCUGUUUCUGCACCACUACCAGGAGCUCAUGGUGCAGACCCCUCCCAUCACAGAGCUGGUGGGGCUGCAGUGAGGGGCGGGCCGGCACAGUCAGCCCGCCCUCCCUCCGGGCCCACCCCCGGCUCUCCUGUUUCUGCUGGCCGUCCCUGGGGCUGGGAGGGCGCGGGCCCUUGCCCAGUGGGUGUGGCUCGGCUGCCUGGAGUGUGGAGGCGUGGGGUGGGCAGUGAGACGGGGAGCUCAUGCUGGGGGGCCUGGGGGUCACCUGCCCUGCUUGCUUUUCCGGGCUUUGAGGAAUAUCUGGAGGAAAGGAAUAAAGGUGGCCGGGCAUCCUGGUCAGUCUGGACCUCAGCCAACUUCAUCUCAGGACUAAACUGCUGGAUUCCUCCCCUGCUCGCUCUGAGCCUUGGUAGGGCUAUAGGACGGGGGUAAGGAGGGGCCCUAUGGAGGGGGCAGGCUAGGAGGGGACACCGAGAGAGAAGGGUCCGCUCCCUGGUGCCAGGGAGCCCCACACUUGGUUGGCCACUGCUUCUUCCUGUGCCCUUGAGGUUCUGGCCCCUAAGGAGCCCUCUCCCCAGGGACCACAGGGAGAGGUUACCUUUGGCAGACCUUCCUAAUCUUUCAGCCCGGAAGCCUGUGCAAGACACUGGCUCAGCAGCUCCCAAGACCCACAGCAUCUGUGAGAUCAAAGUGUGUGUUUUGUGGGGAGGGCACUCCAGGCGAAAUAAGGGGAGAAAGGGUAUAAAUAGCUUUGGGCGUGACGUUGGCUAGCUCCAGAAGUCUGCAUUGUUCCAUGAUGUUUACAAGGGCUGGAAGAAUUCUCAACUGGAAGAGAGAGAAAAUUACUGGGAGGGUCGCUGAGGCUGGAGAGGGGUUACGGGAACAGGGUCUGGAGGUCAGAUGGCCUUAGAGAGGAGAGGAAGGAGGGGAAAGAGUGUGUGUGGGGGGGUGCGGAUACAAGAGCUGGGAGUCCAGGGCUAGGCUCGGCUGUGAAAGGAUGGUCUGCAGCCUGGGAGCGAGGUGGGAAUAUAAGAGAACUGCUGGUGCCAGCCGGAGGAAGAGGUCCAGGUACUGAGGACACCACUGAGAUUCAGCCCAAAGCGGGCAGCCCUGAGAGAGGGCUGGGAGCUGCCCUGGCUGGAGGCUGGAUUAGAGGGUGGGAGGAAGGGCCCGGCUGGAGGCUGAUGGAGGAACAGAGAGGGAGGCCCGGCCUGUGACAGGAGGCCAGAGCAGUUAGUUUAAAACACGGUUUCUCACCUCAGCACCGUGACAUUUUGGCCAGAUGGUGCUUUGCCGCCGGGGGCCUCUCCUGCGCAUUGUAGCAGCAUGCCCAGCUUCUAUCCACUAGGUUCCAGGAACCCAGGUUGUGACCAUCAAAGAUGUCUGCAGACACUGCCAAAUGUCCCCUGGGGGGCAAAAAUCAUCUCUGGUCGAGGACAUGCAAGUCUAUUCUGAGCACACAAUCGCCCUGUUUUUCAGUGAAGUCCUUGGACGAGGUGAAGGGUGUGGUGACCCUGAAGACGGGGAGGCUAAAUGCCAGCAACUGGGAUGGGCUGGGGGGUCAGAGGGCAGGUGAAGGCCUUCUCGAAGCCGGGUCCUGUUAGGGAACCCACCUCUGGUGUGGCCUUAGGUGGCUCUGCUGGGUAGCUGCCACUUGCCCGUCCACAGCCAUUACCUUCUCCUCCACCCUGUGCUCCUGUCCCGAAGCCUACACCUCCCGUCCGGCGCCCUCUCCUACAGCUACAGCUCUCACUACUUCUGAAACAGUCCCUCCUUUUGCUCCUUCCGGGCCUGGGGUGGUAGUGGCUUCCAGCUGUUGCUAGCCCUGGAGGGGCUUCACCACAUCCUCAUCCUGCUACACCUCUGCACAGAGUUCCUCCAUUAAACUCUCUUCAGUCAGCCCCUCUGAGCACGCUGUCUGUUUCCUCCUGGGAGGCUGACUGAUAGAGCAGAGGUUUGGAUCCAAGCAGCCCUCUUGGAACGAGGCAGGCUUGGCAGCCUCCCCUGCCUACUGCUUUGCUAUAUGUUAUCGCUGCUCUUGUGAAAUGCAUUAGCGACUCAGAUGUGGCCUUAAGGACUGGGAAUGCGGUUAAUCAAAAUGCUUAUUCUCCACAUGAAAAAUGCAACCUCAGAAAAGGCCCCAUUGCACGGUCCUGGCUAAUGAUUAAAACCAUCCUAGGGCUUCCCUGGUGGCGCAGUGGUUAAGAAUCUGCCUGCCAAUGCAGGGGACACGGGUUCGAGCCCCGGUCCGGGAAGAUCCCGCAUGCCGCGGAGCCACUAAGCCCGUGCGCCACAACUACUGAGCCUGCGCUCUAGAGCCCGCGAGCCACAACUACUGAAGCCCGCGCGCCUAGAGCCUGUGCUCCACAGCAAGAGAAGCCACCGCAAUGAGAAGCCCGUGCACCGCAACAAAGAGUAGCCCCAGCUCUCAGCAACUAGGGAAAACCUGUGAGCAGCAGCGAAGACCCAAUGCAGCCAAAAACUAAAUAAAUGAAUAAAUAAAUUUAUUAAAAAAAAAUAAAACCAUCCUAAUACAAUCAGUGACUCAU
Messenger RNA from Physeter macrocephalus (sperm whale), 2815 nucleotides. Its product is annotated as fatty acid desaturase 6-like. Gene Ontology annotation, cellular component: membrane. NCBI's taxonomy places the organism in Eukaryota, Metazoa, Chordata, Mammalia, Artiodactyla, Physeteridae. The annotation marks the transcript as partial. The record is from RefSeq and is a predicted model, not a curated record. Gene Ontology annotation, molecular function: oxidoreductase activity, acting on paired donors, with oxidation of a pair of donors resulting in the reduction of molecular oxygen to two molecules of water. Gene Ontology annotation, biological process: lipid metabolic process. The transcript is spliced from 2 exons.